UAGUGGUCAUGACUCAUUAGUGGACGAAGAUGUUGCGCACAAGGUGAAUUCACCUGGACAGCGAGAGACGAUGCAGCUGGCUGUGGUGGCUUGUGGAGAGAGACAUGGAGAAGCUGUCAACAUGCUCAAGACCGCAGCAAUGCUCAGCAGCCAAGCCUUGAGAUUUCACAUCUUUGCAGAGGAGCAGUUACACACCAGCAUAAAAACAGCACUGGAUUCCUGGCCAGCUUUCAUCCGAGCAAAAUUCAGCUAUGUUGUUCACUCCAUUUCAUUCCCCCAUGAGAACCAUGAAGAGUGGAGUCAGCUUUUCAAGCCAUGUGCAUCACAGAGACUCUUCUUACCAAUGAUGCUGAAGGAGGUGGACUCCUUACUCUACGUGGACACCGAUGUCCUCUUCCUGCAGCCUGUAGAGCUGAUCUGGGACAUGUUGACGCACUUCAACUCCACACAGUUAGUAGCCAUGGCACCAGAGCGAUUGCCGCGGAUUGCCUGGUGUAGUCGCUUCUCCCGGCAUUCGUAUUAUGGAAAAACUGGCAUCAACUCUGGCGUCAUGCUGAUGAAUUUGACCCGGAUGCGAAUGACACAAUUCAAAAAUGGCAUGACUUCUGUUGGUCUGCACUGGGACGAGCUUCUAAUGCCUCUGUUACAGGAAUACAAGCUUAACAUAACCUGGGGUGAUCAAGAUCUGAUCAAUAUCAUCUUCCAUUACAAUCCAGAGAUGGUAUUUACCUUCCCCUGCCACUGGAACUACCGUCCUGACCACUGCAUCUAUGGCAGCAACUGCAUCCUGGCAGAGGAAGAGGGUGUUUUAAUGCUACAUGGCAACAGAGGAGUGUCUCACAGCGACAAACAGCUAGCCUUCCAGGCUGUGUAUGACGCUUUCAAACAUUACAUAUUUGGAGAGGAUUUCAUAAAAUCAUUCUUGUUACCUCUGGAGGAGGCGCUGAACGGAACCACUCACACAUACGGUGGGAAAGUUAGUCAUUUCUUUACCAGAGGACUUGGAAUGUCUGUAAGGAAGAUCCAGAAAAUGCUUCCAGCAGGUGGCUGA
Molecule: messenger RNA, 1051 nt
Organism: Sinocyclocheilus anshuiensis
Lineage: Eukaryota; Metazoa; Chordata; Actinopteri; Cypriniformes; Cyprinidae
Gene: gxylt1b
Product: glucoside xylosyltransferase 1b
Biological process (GO): protein O-linked glycosylation via N-acetylgalactosamine
Molecular function (GO): UDP-xylosyltransferase activity
Source: RefSeq, a predicted model, not a curated record